AUGGCGCAAUUCACUAUGGGGAGUUUCAUCCGCUGGUCGAGCAGCAUGCGCCAGUCGGUGACCUCCCAAACUCGUAGUUAUGCAUCAAAAUCAGCAAUUCCGACCUUCGCCCCAACAUCCUCUCCCGAACUGGAUCAGCUCCUCAAUCGAUUCCGUCAAGACCGUUUCAUUCCAUCUGGUCUGCCCAACCAGCAACGCCGAAACACGUUCAAGGAGAAGCACAAGCAGCGACUAGAGGAGGAGCCGAUCACCGUGGCAAUCAGUGAGACGGAAGAUUUCACACUGCGACCUAUGACGAUCAACGAACUGCCGACGAAAAGCGACGCCUACGAGGUCCUGCGGCUGAUUGCGGUUAACAAUGAAUGGAAAGCCCUCGUCCCCUUCCUGAGUGGCCUCUACAUGUCCAACUUGAGGCUUAGCAACAACCGGCUGGAACAGCUCGUUCGCAAGGCUAGCGACGCAGGCAAACUUCCGAUCAUCAUGGAAUGUAUUCGCCAAAGUCAUCGCACUGGCUUCUAUCUCCGCGACCUGGGAGUGGUGAAGCGCCUAUUUUUCGAUAUCCAUGUCCUCGCGCAAAAUGGGGACUUCAAGGGGGUCGCGGUGACGAAGGCACUCAAUAUGGCGAAGCAGGCGGUUGAUUUGAUGAACCAGUACGCUGCGACGCACUCGUCCAGUGUAAAGGCCGACAUUCCGCAGAACCAGCCUUUUGUUAUCGGUACCCUGCUUGAGCUCAGUGCUGCUCGAGCCAUCAGUGACUUUGGCGGAAAGGACCAAGCGAACGAAGUCCUGAGCUAUGCGCGCAAAUUGGUCGCAGCCUGGCCAAUCUUCCAGGAGCAAUCCAAGAAGGCCGUUGCAGAUGAUUUUCCAUCGGCUCGGGCUCGGGCCCAGGAGACUCUUGCAGUCUACAAUGGUUUACGACUCAGCCUUUCGAUUCAUGGACUGGCCCUGGACAAAGAGCUCCAUGCCUCUGUGACGCAAUGCCUGGCCGAGGCGAAGAGUGAGCUGGAGAAGGUAUCGGGCGCACUGGAGCGAUCUCCCAUUGAGGAAUUAGUGCUCUCCAUUCUCAAAGGAUAA
This is a messenger RNA of Penicillium canariense, 1074 nucleotides long. RefSeq lists its product as uncharacterized. The transcript has 2 exons. NCBI's taxonomy places the organism in Eukaryota, Fungi, Ascomycota, Eurotiomycetes, Eurotiales, Aspergillaceae. The record is from RefSeq and is a predicted model, not a curated record. Bases 1 to 1074 code for a protein of 357 amino acids.